AUGCUGUCCCAGAGGACCUUCAAGCAGUGCUACACCGUCGAACAAAGAGUAGAAGAUGUGCAACUCAUCGGCGAGCAGCACCCCGCCAAAAUCCCGGUGAUAAUAGAAAGACACAAGGGUGAGAAGCAGCUUCCUGUGCUGGAUAAAGCCAAGUUCCUUGUACCAGAUCAUGUCAACAUGAGUGAACUGAUCGAAAUAAUUAGAUGGUGCCUGCAGCUCAACGCCAACCAGGCCUUCUUCCUGCUGGUGAACGGCCACAGCAUGGUGAGCAUCUCCACGCCCACCUCAGAAGUGUAUGAGAGCGAGAAGGAUGAGGAUGGCUUCCUGUACACGGUCUACACCUCUCAGGAGACGUUUGGAGUGAAAUUGGUGUAA
Molecule: messenger RNA, 375 nt
Organism: Choloepus didactylus (southern two-toed sloth)
Lineage: Eukaryota; Metazoa; Chordata; Mammalia; Pilosa; Megalonychidae
Product: microtubule-associated proteins 1A/1B light chain 3B-like
Exons: 1
Coding region: 1-375 (124 amino acids)
Biological process (GO): autophagy of mitochondrion; cellular response to nitrogen starvation; autophagosome assembly
Cellular component (GO): autophagosome; cytosol; autophagosome membrane
Molecular function (GO): ubiquitin protein ligase binding
Source: RefSeq, a predicted model, not a curated record